Messenger RNA from Purpureocillium takamizusanense, 2333 nucleotides. Its product is annotated as 3-phytase. The transcript has 2 exons. Gene Ontology annotation, molecular function: acid phosphatase activity. Bases 28 to 1992 code for a protein of 654 amino acids. NCBI's taxonomy places the organism in Eukaryota, Fungi, Ascomycota, Sordariomycetes, Hypocreales, Ophiocordycipitaceae. The record is from RefSeq and is a predicted model, not a curated record.
GCCACGGGCCUGGUACAUAUACUGUAUAUGCAGUUAGGCACCGUGGCAGAAAUAGCAACGUCGGGUCCUUGUUGUCCCUCCGCCAGUACAGGUUCGGGUUGUACCAUCAACAGGGGCGCGGCGACAAACAAGGACGAAGGGGCGGUGUCCAGCCACUUCCCUCGCCUCUCCUCUUGUCUCAUCGCAAGUAGAUUGCAUCGCACAGCACUGGAGGGAGCCAUCCAUCACCUCACCCAACAAACACUUCAGCGACGUCACAAAUCCCCCCAGCUCGGGCCAAGCUCCCACCACGUGUGCGUUCACCAAAGCCCGCACGCCGCCCGUCUUGAUCAGGCGCCGUCGCCCGGCCCACGUCCCUUGGCCUUGGAGCGAUACGGGCCUUCGCAGGGCCAUGUGCGAAUGACGAUAGCAACCAUGGGCGUGGCCGACAUCUUCACCUCGCUCGUCAGCGGACUCCUGCCCCGCGACAGUGUCAGGUACAGAUAUAGCGCCAUCCCGGCACCGAUGGAGGAGGACGAGUCGUCGUCGUCGUCGCAGCAGCAGCAGCAGCAGCCGCCGCCGGGUGAGGAGCUCGAUGGCCGCCGUGCAAGGCCCCGCGAGCAGGCAAGGCUGCUCAAACUGACAGCUGGUGCCAUGAUCCUCUUCGCUGUCUUGGCCGUUGCCGCCGUCUAUGGGCGGUCUCACCACAGCUCGCGAGGGUGCGAGGCCACGGGCGCCUGUGAUGGCGUCUCGCCGCACACCUGGGGACAGUACUCUCCCUACUUUUCUGCGCCGUCGACCGUCGACCCGGCCUUGCCCGCCGGCUGUGAGCUGACUUUUGCUGCUGUGCUCUCCCGUCACGGAGCGCGAUAUCCAACCGCGGCCAAGUCGGCCCCGUAUCACGAGCUCAUCGCACGAAUACAUGCGUCGGUGAGCAAGUACGGCAAGGGCUUCGAGUUCAUCCGCGACUACUCCUUCACGAACCGCGCCGAUGACUUGACGCUGUACGGAGAAAAGGAACUUGUUCAGUCUGGUGCCACCUUCUAUCGGCGCUACCAGGAGCUGGCGCGCGACUCGGAGCCGUUUGUCCGCGCGGCGGGGUCUCCGCGUGUCGUCAUGUCGGCCCAGAACUUUACGACGGCGUUUUACGAGGCCCAGGGGAAGAUUGGAGACGGGAAACUGGACCAGAUUCUCGUGCUGCCGGAGAAGGCCGGUUUCAAUAACACACUUGACCACGGCACAUGCCCGGUAUUCGAGGACGGCCCCUGGGCUACGCUGGGGCACGACAAACAAGCGAAAUGGCGGUCCGUCUGGGCAGCGCCCAUCAUGGACAGGCUCAACUACAAACUGCCCGGAGCGAACCUGACGCUGCAGGAGACUGUCUAUAUCAUGGACCUGUGCCCCUUCGGCACGGUCAGCACGCCCAACGCGACCAAGUCGGGCUUUUGCAGGCUCUUUUCGCAGGAGGAGUGGCGCGGAUAUGACUACCACGGGUCGCUUGAUAAGUGGUAUAGUUUCGGCAACGGCAACCCGCUGGGCCCGACGCAGGGGGUCGGGUAUGUUAACGAGCUCAUUGCUCGGCUGACGGGAAAGGCGCUUCAGGACGAGACGUCGACGAACUCGACAAUGGGCUCGUCGCCCGAGACGUUUCCCCUAGACAGGAAGCUGUACGCCGAUUUCAGUCACGACAACCUGAUGACGUCAGUAUACGCGGCGCUCGGCCUAUACAACCGCACCGAAAAUCUGCCCGACACGUAUAAGCUGUCGCCGCGCAAGACGCACGGCUACUCGACGUCGUGGACGGUGCCGUUUGCAGGGCGCAUGUACGUGGAAAAGAUGCGAUGCGAUGCAAGCAAGGGGGAUGACGAGCUGGUGAGGGUGUUGGUGGACGAUCGAGUGGUUCCGCUGCAGGGCUGCCGGGCCGACAAGCUGGGCCGGUGCCGGCUGAGAGACUUUGUUCAAGGCCUGUCGUUUGCAAGGUCGGGCGGCCACUGGCCUCUAUGCUAUGCAUGAGAGAAGAGACAAACGUGUCGUUGUCGUAUAGGCGUGCAGUGUCAGAUGUGACGGCGGACCGAACAAUCGACCAGGCUGCCGUGCGUUUUGUAACGAACAGGCGGUUUACCUUGCGUGUGCUCCAAGCACGGAGAACAGGGCCAUGAAUACCUCAACUUGGUAGCGAAAUGUCGUGGACAGCAGUGCGUCCGAGAAACCGUUCAAGCUGUGUUUGGGGGUGGCGGUGACGCCUCGCUCUCACACUUGCGGCCGGCUGUUGCUAUUGGGGAGGGCCGGUACAGCGGGGUCCGUACUGAGUGUCCCUUUUUCUAAUCAGUACGAAGUAGAAGUUUAUAACGGCG